Molecule: messenger RNA, 1482 nt
Organism: Lachancea thermotolerans CBS 6340
Lineage: Eukaryota; Fungi; Ascomycota; Saccharomycetes; Saccharomycetales; Saccharomycetaceae
Gene: MEP2
Product: ammonium permease MEP2
Exons: 1
Coding region: 1-1482 (493 amino acids)
Biological process (GO): ammonium transmembrane transport
Cellular component (GO): plasma membrane
Molecular function (GO): ammonium channel activity
Source: RefSeq, a predicted model, not a curated record
AUGUCCGUCAACCUAACAGGCACGCCCACGGGCACGGGCACCGGCGGUGACUCGCUCACCACGGACCUCAACACCCAGUUCCAGGCCGCAGACAUGGUGUGGAUCGGCACUUCCGCCGCCCUCGUGUGGAUCAUGGUGCCCGGCAUCGGUCUGCUGUACUCGGGGCUCUCGCGUAAGAAGCACGCGCUGUCCCUGCUGUGGGCCUCCAUCAUGACCGUCAGUGUCGUCUCCUUCCAGUGGUUCUGGUGGGGCUACUCUCUCGUCUUCUCGCACAGCACGCGCGGUAACGGUUUCAUCGGUACCCUGCAGUUCUUCGGUUUCAAAGACGUGCUGGGCGCGCCCAGCUCCGUCUCCUCGGUCCCUGACAUCCUGUUCGCCUUCUUCCAGGGCAUGUUCGCUAUGGUCACCGGUAUCCUGAUGGUCGGUGGCGCGUGCGAGCGUGCGCGUCUGUUCCCCAUGAUGGUCUUCCUCUUCCUGUGGAUUACCAUCGUCUACUGCCCCAUUGCAUGCUGGACCUGGAACGCCGAGGGCUGGCUCGCCGCGCUCGGUGCGCUCGACUACGCCGGUGGUGGCCCCGUGCACAUCUGCUCGGGCCACGGCGCGCUGAUUUACGCCCUGAUCCUCGGUAAGCGUAACGACCCUAUCGCCAAGUCCGGCACCCCCAAGUACAAGCCCCACUCGGUCACCUCCGUCGUGCUCGGUACCGUGUUCCUGUGGUUUGGCUGGUUCGGUUUCAACGGCGGCUCCGCUGGUAACUCCACCAUCAGAGCCUGGUACUCUUGUGUCUCCACCAACCUCGCUGCCUCCUGCGCCGGCCUCACCUGGAUGUUCAUCGACUACUUCAGAUUCGGCCGCAAGUGGACCACUGUCGGCUUGUGCUCUGGUGCUAUCGCCGGUCUUGUCGGCAUCACUCCAGCCGCUGGCUUUGUCCCCGUCUGGGCUUCCGUCAUCAUUGGUAUCGUCACUGGUGCCGGCUGCAACUUCGCUGUCGACUUGAAGAACCUGCUCAGAAUUGACGACGGUCUCGACGUCUACGCUCUACACGGUGUUGGUGGUGCCAUCGGCUCUGUUCUAACCGGUAUCUUCGCCGCCGACUACGUCAACGCCACUGCAGGCGACGAAAUGGCUCCAAUCGACGGCGGCUGGAUCAACCACCACUGGAAGCAGGUUGGGUACCAACUCGCUGCCAUCUGCUCUGUCAUUGCCUGGACCUGUGUUGUCACCUCCAUCCUAUUGUUGGUCAUGGACAGAAUCCCAUUCCUGAGAUUGAGAUUGAGACCAGAGGAAGAGGAGAUGGGUACUGACGGCGCUCAAAUCGGUGAGUUCACCUAUGCUGAGGAAGAAAUGUACAUUCCUGAGCCAAUCAGAUCCCACAACACUGCCAACGUGCCACAGCCAGCCGCCAUUGACGACCACAUUGGCGAAAACCACACGGACAGCACCGACCUUACCGGCCAUCCUACCGAGAAGGUUGUUGUCUGA